Phymastichus coffea is the source of this 3015-nucleotide messenger RNA. RefSeq lists its product as uncharacterized. NCBI's taxonomy places the organism in Eukaryota, Metazoa, Arthropoda, Insecta, Hymenoptera, Eulophidae. Gene Ontology annotation, biological process: purine ribonucleoside salvage. The transcript is spliced from 9 exons. Gene Ontology annotation, cellular component: cytosol; nucleus. Gene Ontology annotation, molecular function: zinc ion binding; adenosine kinase activity; RNA binding. Bases 212 to 2161 code for a protein of 649 amino acids. The record is from RefSeq and is a predicted model, not a curated record.
AUCCACUUUGGCCGGGCGCGCAGUUCGUCGAAGGACACCGUGACGGUGACCGCUAGCUCGUUCUCUCGCUUUACCGCCGCCAAGCUACCAUCACAUUCUUCGGUCUCUCCUUCGCCGCCAUUUUUUAAGCCACUGUUCGCGCACUCGUUGUGUGAGUCGCUCGACGCGUCGGUUUUAACGCAACAAUUUCACGGUAUUCGGAGGAAGAAAUAUGCCGGGCUUCAGCAGCGUAGGUACUUUCAAGAUUUUCAUCGGUAAUCUUGCCGACAAGACCACCAAUGCCGACAUCAAGCCACUAUUCGAAAAAUACGGCAAGGUCGUAGAGUGUGACGUCGUCAAGAAUUAUGGAUUUGUCCAUAUGGAAAAUGAAGAGGCUGGCAGAAAUGCCAUCCAAAAUUUGAACGGUAACAUGGUCCAUGGUCAGCCCAUCAAGUGUGAAGCAGCUAAGAGCCGCAAGGGACCUAAUACCCCAACAACCAAGAUUUUCGUUGGUAACCUUACGGAUAAUACCAAGGCUCCGCAGGUACGCGAGCUGUUCGCCAAGUACGGUACAGUGGUUGAAUGUGACAUCGUACGCAACUACGGCUUCGUACAUCUCGAAGCCAGUGGAGAUGUGAAUGAGGCCAUCAAGGAGUUGAAUGGCCAAAUCGUCGAUGGUCAACCUAUGAAGGUUCAGAUUUCCACUAGCCGUGUGCGACAGAGGCCUGGUAUGGGUGAUCCAGAGCAAUGCUAUAGAUGUGGACGUGGCGGUCAUUGGUCGAAGGAGUGUCCUAAGGGUGGCAUGGGUGGCGGACCCGACAGGAACGGUUUCAGGGACAGGAUGUUUGGACGUGACCCAUACCCUCCGCCACCGCCACCACCCUUCCUCCGUGACCGUCUUAUGGGUGGUGCUCGCUUUGGUACCUACCCACCAUUCCAGGACUACGACAGCUACUAUGAUCGCCGUGGCUUCGAUGACACCCGUGAUUUGUACGAAAGGAGGUUUACAGGAAUGACCGGAAUGUCGGGUAAUGACGGCUAUCAGCAUCCUGCUGGCAUGGGCUCAAUGCGCGACACUGGUUUCUCACGUGGCCAGGACUACGGUAUGUUUAGCCGACGAUCACCACCACCAGCCGGCAACAAUGGACGAUUCAGAGAAGGAACUUUGUUGGGGAUUGGAAAUCCUCUUCUUGACAUUUCUGCAUCAGUAGAUGAAGACUUUUUGAAAAAGUAUGAUCUAAAACCCAAUGAUGCCAUUCUUGCCAGUGAAAAGCACAAACCAUUAUACGAUGAACUUAUUGAACAGUACAAUGCAGAUUUCAUUGCUGGAGGAGCUGUUCAAAAUACAAUGCGAGUGGCACAAUGGUUCCUUGAAAAACCAAGAGUAUCAAUUUAUAUGGGCUGUGUUGGAAAAGACAAGUACUCUAAAAUCUUAGAGGAAAAAGCCAAAGAAAAUGGCUUGAAUGUUAGAUAUCAGUAUACAGAUAAAGAACCAACAGGAACCUGUGCAGUUUUAAUUACGAAUAAUGGACGAUGUAGAUCUCUCUGUGCCAAUUUAGCUGCAGCCAAUUGCUUUUUACCAUCGCAUAUAGAAGAAGAAGGUAACAAGAAAUUGAUACAAGAUGCAAAACUCUUUUAUGUCUCAGGCUUCUUCUUAACAGUGAGUCCAGAAACAAUACAAUCUGUGGCUCAACAUGCAUAUGAAACAAAUAAAAUAUUCACAAUGAACCUGAGUGCUCCAUUUUUGUGUGAAUUCUUCAAGAAACCAAUGAGGGCAGCUUUUCCUUAUGUAGAUAUAUUAUUUGGCAAUGAAUCUGAAGCAGAAACUUUUGCUAAAAUCAAUGACUUUGAUACAACAGAUUUAAAAGAAAUAGCUUUAAAAAUGUCAAAUAUGGAGAAGAUAAACACUAAGAGGAAAAGAAUUGUUAUUAUAACUCAGAGUGCAAAUCCUGUUUUAUUAGUUAAAGAUAACGUAAUUACUGAAUAUCCUGUAGUAAAGUUACCAGAAGAAAAGGUUGUUGACACGAAUGGAGCUGGAGAUGCAUUUGUAGGGGGAUUUCUGGCUCAAUAUAUACAGAAUCAAAGCUUAGAGGUCUGUAUUAAAUGUGGCAUCUGGGCUGCUACGGAGAUUAUUCAACGAUCUGGUUGUACUUACGAGGGAAAGCCAGACUUUGCACCAUGACGAGGCCUUUCUUUUCUGAAAUCCGUCUUCUUUAUUGUACUUAAUGUAAUGAUGAAAUUUUUGGGUUGCAAUUAUUUCAUGAAAAGCAACUUUUGAUAGCAAUAAUGUAUUCCCUUACAAUACCAAUAACGUUGAAGUACUCCUAUUAUUGAGAUAUUGGAGAUGAAUGUUACUAAAUGUUCCAUAUACAAUUGCACAAAAGCUCACAUUCUAUUUAGUUUGAUGAGAAAUAUUGAUAAAAAAUAAUAUUUUCUAUUCUUGAAUAAGUGAAUUCAAUUAAAUUUAAAAGAUCUUCAUAUGAGCUUUCAUACAGAAUUUUUAUAUUUUUUUAUGAAAAUAUCUUUAAUCCAUAUUAAUGCAUUAAUAUUUACAAAUUAUGAUGAAAUAUAAUUUUGCAUGAUAUUUCUGUAAAUAUAGGAUUGCAACCAAAGGAACAUUCUUACAAAAUGGAUCACAUGAUAAAAUAUUUUUUACAUUCUAGUGUGCUAUUUUGAUUGUGAACUACUAUUUGCCUUUAUAGCAUUCAACUUUAUAGAAAAGAAGUAGAUCUUAAUAUGUAGUUUGGAUCUUACUUGAAUAAUUAAAGAAUAAAAAUUUUAUGUAAUUAAAACAUGCACAAUAGACUAUAAAGUGGUUUUUAAUAAAUAGUACAUAGAUUGGAAAUGUAUAAACCCUAAUUUAUCAAAUUACUAAUGUAAAUAGCAGUUAUAUUGAGUAUAACAUAUGGAAGAUAAGGAAAUUGUGGGUUGAACUUUUGUUAAAGUCUCUAUUGAGACUGAUACUUUUAGAAAAAAUAUAAUUGAUUUUAUUAUGUCAUGCACUGAUAUAUUAACAAUAAAUGAUUGGAAAAACCA